AUGGCAGAGACCCCGUCUCAGCUCCUACCUACUAUUAUUGAACCUUCUACCUCUGUUUUCCCAUUUAGUGGCCCCUAUGCUGCUCAGCAAGUCACUGCUUUAAAGUUUCACAAGGUGUUCACAGUAGAACUGCCUACAAAAUGCAAAUGCAAAUUAAUCGAUAUGUGGUUUUUAUGCUAUGAAGAUGACAUAAUAAGGACCUUCGCCCCUCACCCCACCUGA
Dovyalis caffra is the source of this 222-nucleotide messenger RNA. The record is from the annotation of a GenBank genome assembly. NCBI's taxonomy places the organism in Eukaryota, Viridiplantae, Streptophyta, Magnoliopsida, Malpighiales, Salicaceae.